AUGGGGUUGAUCAACCUCCUGAAGAGUCUUUAUAUUUUGGGGGUCAAACCCCAGCAGAAGUAGCUUUGUUCGGUGGAGCAGGAGCUGCGCUGGCACCUGCGCAGACUCUCCUACUGGCGCCUGGCAUCCUUGACCACCUACCUGGCCACCUACAUACCCAAGGAGAAACCCCACAACGUGCUAACUGAGCUUUUUGCCCAGCUGGAGAUGCGUUGGGCCAAGAUCGAAGAUGCCAGCACCAUUGCCAUGCUGAUGGCCAAACAGGGAUACCUCUUGCCACAAUUCCAGGAGCAGCUGGAAGAUAAGUGCCUAGAGCUGGCCGCCCACUUCUCUCCCAAGGACAUCUGGAGGGUUGUUGUUGUCUUGGGCCAACAAAACCUCCAUUCCUUGCCACUUCUCCGAGCCAUCUCCUACCAUUUUGUCCAGAAGCAUUUUGUUGUCCAACCAGAUAUCCUCCUGGAUUUGAUUUUUGCCUUUGGGAAGCUGAAUUUCCACCAGACCCAGAUGUUCCAGAAGAUCUGCGCGGACCUCCUGCCCCACGUCUCCGAGUUGCCUCCCACUGAUGUGGUCCAUUGUGUGAAGUCCUUCUCCUACCUCAAAUGGUUGAACCUUCAUUUCUUUGAGGCCUCUGCCGAGGAAGCAGACAAGUGGGAACCAAGCCUACCCAGUGGCCCAACAGGGGAACUACACACCAACCUGAGCCACAACCGCUUAUCUGGGGUCAAGGGCAUCCAGCGGGAAACGAUGAUCUCGGAAGCUGAAAGAACCAGGACGGAAUUCGACUCGCGGGCCAAGGAGCUCCAGAAGGUUCCAUCCCAGGCAGCUGGAGGAACAGUAGACUCAAUCGCUGCAGCCAAGAUCCCGGAGACAAGUGAACUGCACAGGUCCAGUAGGAAGCCGGCACGCCCCGCCUACCUGGAGGACUACAUCCCAUAUCUUAGAUGUCGCUCUCAUACCAAAAGGACAUACACUCCAAUUGUCACUGAGGAAGAUCUGAAAGCUGUGGAGAUGCACAAAACAGACAUUCAUUUCGAAACACAAGUUUCGGUUUGCUGCCAUAUCUUCCACCAACAGGGGAGCAAUAAGGGGCUAUUUCCCUACCUCCUCUAA
Molecule: messenger RNA, 1110 nt
Organism: Thamnophis sirtalis
Lineage: Eukaryota; Metazoa; Chordata; Lepidosauria; Squamata; Natricidae
Source: RefSeq, a predicted model, not a curated record